Molecule: messenger RNA, 1036 nt
Organism: Trifolium pratense (red clover)
Lineage: Eukaryota; Viridiplantae; Streptophyta; Magnoliopsida; Fabales; Fabaceae
Product: protein RDM1-like
Exons: 3
Coding region: 310-777 (155 amino acids)
Cellular component (GO): RNA polymerase V complex; nucleus
Source: RefSeq, a predicted model, not a curated record
ACUCUCACUCACGCAAAGUGGUCGAAACGAUGCGUUUGCAUUAUUUUUUAUUUAGAAAAUAAAUAAAUAAAUAAAUAAAUGAGUUGAGCGGUGACACAUAAUAAGUAAAGUACUCCUUAAACAAAAAAAAAAUAAGUAAAGUACUCCACAUAGAGCUGAGUUGUAAUGCAACGAUUCCUCUGAUAUAUAUAGUGAGUCAUUCGGUAACCGAGUCAGGGUUUUUUCAGUUUCUGUGUCAACUCAACUUCGAUGCUCACUCCCAUCAAUUUCUGAAUAUCAUUUCAUUUCUCAAUUUGAAGAAGAGUUAAGAUGAAGAGAUCAUUUCCAUGGGAGGAGGAUGAAGCUGAAUUCUCUGCCAAACAAUUUCCAAUUCCCGAAACAGAUUUCAACUCCUUAGAUGUACUCAUCAAACGGGCAGCAAUGUAUCAGGAUUACAUGAAGCAGGUCCCAAUCCCAACCAGUCGAGGCUCCGUCAUCCCGUUUACUUCAUGGAUGGGAUUAGGCAAAUCCAUCAAGCAGCUAUAUGGGCAGCCUCUUCAUUACCUCACAAAUAUCCUCCUUAAGCAAUGGGACGAAUUGAGAAUUGGCAGUGAGGAUGAGUAUAAGCGCUUGGACGACAUAAUUCAUCCAUGCAAAGCAGAAGCCACCAUCUGGAUCAUGGAAGAAAUCCAUCGACAAACCUCAUCGCAUUUUCAUAUUGCUGAUCUCUGGAAGAAGGACCCACUGUACAAUGGGUUUGUUGAUUCCGUUUUCCCAACAUUACAGGACACAUCUUGAAGCCAUUUAGUUUAUUUAGAGGCUUUAGUUUAGAGGCCUGGUACUGUAAUCUGCUAAUCGUUUGCUUUAUUUUCCUAUUGAUAAAGCAAAAUUGAACCAAAUCUUGAUCCUUUCUUCCUUAGUUAGCUGCAUCAAACUAUCAAUUUUCUAGGAUAUUGCUAAUGAUACUUUAAUUUCGGUCACAUUUUGGAACUGAAUAUUGUAUAUGACCCGCCUCAAAUCACAGCUUGAUAUGUUAUGUUCAUUUGGUUUUGGACAA